UAGCUCCCAAAACUCUGACUCAGUAUGAGCAAGUUACCCGGACUCUUAAGAUAGUUCAUUGGAUAUUCGAACUCUUGCAUCUUUCAUCAUGGAACAAAGUGUAGAUGUAGUAGAACUUGUGUCCAACUUAUUGGAUUCGGGGAAGUAUAAGGAAGUUCUUAGUGUGCCCAAUGAAGAGAAGUACGUCAACAUAUUUAAGGAUAAUUGCUGGGAUUUGAUAUCAGUGGUUGUUGGGAAAAUACAAGAUGAUACAGUGGUGUUAAAGCCAUCCCUGCACGGAGCUUGUGAGGAGCUGCUAUUUGCCAUAGUUCAGAAGUCAGCGCCCGAAGAAGCUUUGCUGGAAUUCAUUGAACAGAUUGAGGUGGCUAAAAAUGAUGCUCAGUUCAGCAUAAUAUUGACACCACUUCAAUAUCUUCUGAAAAAGCUAUCUGUAAAGAGAGGGAGGUCUUUAGAAUGGUGCUUAAACUCCAUCAGUACCUAUAUAGAGACUAUUCCCAUUCCAGAACACAAGCUAGAUGGCAAGGAACGCUUGUUAAUGGACUGUGAUCCUAACAUCAGAAGAAUUACAAAAGUUUAUUCUCUAUUGCCGCCAUUCUAUACACCAUUCAUAAAAGAACUCAGCGCAUCAGAAUCAAGUAUCCAUACAAAACAGAUAUUAGUUGCUUUCUUGAUUAGCAUAUUGGGAAAACCAUUGAUCUAUAUUGAUUUAGAUCCUGAUACAAAUGCUCAGAGUGAAGUUAGACAGUGUUGUGCUAAUAUCAUUCAAGACAUUUGUUCUUUAGAGAGGGACAUGCUAAAAUUUCUCUACUAUGUAGAAGUUUGCCAUAAAGAGAACCAAAAAGCUAAGUCUAAUAGGGGAGUUGAUGAAGAUAAUAAGACUCCAUAUGAAAAUAGAGAUAAAAUCAACAUGUCAACCCUAUCAGGGCUAUUUUACAUUACUCUCUCUGGUCAUUUCCAAGUUCCAGAAUAUUCGCUUCCUCAAGUAUACUCUACAGAAUACAUUGUUCACACUGCAUUAUAUUGUGUAAUACAUUUUCUGGGCUUCACUGAGUAUGGUCCUCUUGCUAAGGCCAUUUCCAUGGGUAAAGCCCUUCUAAAUUGUUUCUCUUCUAAGAUUUCCCAUAAUGUACUUAAUUCACCUGUGCAUUUUGACUUCAGUAGGAGUUUAAUGAACAUAGCUAUCUACUGUUGCUAUGAAUCAGUACGUAAGGAUACAGUAAGCUUGAUAGGUGCUCAUAUAAACAAAUUUAAUUAUAAGGGAAGAUGUAUGCUCAUCAAGUACUUAUUGGAAGUUUCCAACCAUUCUGGCAUGAUUGGAUAUUCUAUCACUUUGUACAAAAAUUCUAUAGAUGAAGCUUUCAAAGAAGCAAAACUACCUGAAUGUUUUGCUGGUGCCCAGUUGAUAAGCAUGAUUAAAAAGAUAUGUCACUUGCCGCAUGGUGCAGAAUCUGAUUUGGUAGAGCAUGCUGAUCAGAUAAUCUCGGCCCUGAACUUUCUGAGGUAUUUGGCUAUAAAAGAUACAGAGGAUUUGACUGGAAUAAGAGGAUGCUUUGCCAGUAUUGAAAAUGAUUAUUUGAAACCUUUGAGGACUGGGCUUAAUAUGUCGAAAGCGCAUUAUGAAGUGAAAUUGAAAGACUUGGAGGAAGGGAAAAGCAGCCUAGAAGGAGGGAUUGAAGUUUCAAUCAAUGUUGGAGGAAAUACUUUGGAUCAUGUUCCAACAGAACAGAAGAAACAAAUUAUAAUUUCUGCUCUGAAUGCGUUUCAUUUAAUUGAGGGCCUUGUAGCUCGUCUGGCUGAAUGUAUUAAUAUUAACAAAUUGCAAGGGCUUAACAUGGAUUGUGAAUGAUAUAUUAUAUAAGUUCUUUAAUAAACAGUGCUUUUAAAAUGAAUUUUUCUGUACUUUACCUAACCUUACUAUUUUUUGAACACUAAUUAAUUAUAUUAUCAAUUUCACAAAUAGAAGUACUAGUAUUG
This is a messenger RNA of Hyposmocoma kahamanoa, 1974 nucleotides long. It is a transcript of the gene Coq9, whose product is annotated as glomulin-like. The record is from RefSeq and is a predicted model, not a curated record. The coding region runs from base 89 to 1846 and encodes 585 amino acids. Lineage: Eukaryota; Metazoa; Arthropoda; Insecta; Lepidoptera; Cosmopterigidae. The transcript is spliced from 2 exons. Gene Ontology annotation, biological process: ubiquinone biosynthetic process. Gene Ontology annotation, molecular function: ubiquitin-protein transferase inhibitor activity; lipid binding. Gene Ontology annotation, cellular component: mitochondrial inner membrane; cytoplasm.